GAACCGCGCACCUAAAAGUGAAAAAUCAUGGCUGAUAACCCAUCCAGGAUGAAGGCUGACAACAAAAAGAAAUUGAAUGUUGGCAAUCUGCCAGCCGACACCACCGAGGAGGAACUGCGGCAGCUUUUUGCGGACCAUCCGGUUGAAAGUGUGGAAAUUUUCCAUUACAAACAGUACACCCUGGCCCUGUUGCUCUUCAAAGAUAAGGAGACGGCAACGAAGGCACUCAAGGAGAAGGAAAACUCCUUCUUCCGCGGGCGUCGACUGCGUAUGCACCUUGAGUUCAUCGUCAUUUGUCACAUGAAGAAGGAUGUCUUCGUGCAUGUUGUUGACAAUGAGAAUGUAACGGAGGAGGACGUGUAUGAGAAGUUUAAAGAUCUGGCCAAGGUCCAGUCGGUGGUUUUGUUCCAUCCGCUUGCCUACGUGACUUGCACCAGUCCGGAGGACAAGGAGGAAGCAAUGAAGAAGAUCGCUGAUGCGGGCAUUACCGUGUACGAUUGUAACGGGCACGACCAGAACCAGCACAUUGAUGUGUUGCGCGCGGCCAAGCUGUUCUUCCGCAAUCUGAACCGCGUCCAGAUGUACAACAUUCCCGAGAGCUGGAUCGGCUCCCAGGACGAGCUGAAAAAGGCGGUCGAAAGCUCCGGCAAGGUGACGGAAGUGCGCGUCACCACCGGCAACUUUGGGCCGGCGGCGCAAGUUUUCUACGAGACGGCCGACGAGGCGAAGGCCGCUGCUGACAAAUUAAACCAGCAGAUAUUCGAGGGCAAGCGCGUCCACGCACAUCACGUGAUUGCCACGAUGAUACCGAAUUUCAAGACCAGCGUCUACUUGGAAAACUUGGACAAAUCCAUCACGGAGGAGAUGCUGUACACGCACUUUGAGCAGUAUGGUGAGAUCGAAUUUGUCAAUCGUCGCAAGUUCGGCGACGAACACGGUUUGGUGUGUUUCAAGGAUGCGAGCUCCGUGGAACGUGCGCUCGAAUGUACCAGCUUGCCGGGCGUGAAGAAGGAAGAGGAGGGCAGCGUCGCUGAGGGCAAGCCUAUCACCGUCAAGCGUUACGAUGGUCCAUUGGUGCUGGACAUUAAGCUUCCGGUAACGAAGAAGGGCACCUCGAGCGAGGAGGGCGAAGAACAGAAGCAGCGCCCACCGCCCCAGCCCCUCGCCAAGCUGUGGCCGAUCUACGUUGCAAACCUUCCGUACAAGGCGGACAAGCGCGAAAUCAAACAGUAUUUUUCCAGCUACGGUGGACACAUUAAGUUUAUCUUCUCGCCAAACAUUCCGUCGUACAAGCAGAGCCAAACGUCCAUGGUGAUGGCGGCACUGAUUUACUUCGCACGCCGCGAACAGGCCAACGAAGCGAUCAAGGCGUUCAACGGCAAACAUUUCCAGAGCAAGUGUCUGCACGUGUUUCCGGGCCGCAAGGACACGUACUUUGAUACGGAGAAAUCGAUCAAGGUGGUGCGGCUCAAUCUGGCCGUUACGGAGGAGAAACUGUUUGAGAAGUUCCGCAAGUUUGGCUUCAUCGAGUGCGUGGUAAAGAAGGAUCGUACCACCGCGUACAUCGAGUUUCGCGAUAAGGAAAUUGCCGAGAAGGUGCUUAAGCUGGACGAGAAGCAGCGCCCAGUGCGGUGCAAUGUUGAGCCGGUGACAGGCAAAAUUAACAAGAAGAUUUUCAAAGAAAACGAUGAAAAGAUCUCGCUUGCGAUGCAAGAAAUCAUCGACAAGAACCCGGCAGUAUUGGAGAACGUUUCGUCGGAUCGUUCUAGCGGUCCGCCACCACUGAAGCGAAGCCGAUUCAGCGGUCCAGCUAACUUUGGCAUGCAGGGACCGCGCAACCAGUUUAAUCCGAACAAUGGUGGCGAUUUCAGCAAUCCGCAGGUCAUUCAGGACCUGCUCCGGUUGGCGUUCAUCUCGGGCAAAAAUCUCGGCGAAGGUCUCGCCAUCAGCGGAAACAGCAAUCCGUUCAACAGUGGCGAUCCGCCACUACCUAAUCUGAACCUGACCAACGGGUUCGGCGGUGGCAACCAGCGCAACAGCUUCAACAAUUCCAACAAUGGCAACUUUGGCGGCAGCUCCAAUAAUGCCGGCGGUAACAUGGGCGGUGGCGGCGGCAACCGUAACAACAUGGGCGGUGGUGGCGUCAAUCGCAACUUUGGCCAAAAUGUGGGUGGCGGCGGUGGCGCUAUGGGCAGUGGCGGCUAUCGUCUGAAUAUGGGCGGUGGUGGUGGUGGCAACUUUGGUGGCAAAAGGUUCAAUAACGGUGGCUCCCAGCAAACGAAUCGGAUGGGACAGAACAAUCGCCAGGGCGGUGGCAACCAGAACAGACGUUUCUAAAGUCUCU
Molecule: messenger RNA, 2344 nt
Organism: Anopheles maculipalpis
Lineage: Eukaryota; Metazoa; Arthropoda; Insecta; Diptera; Culicidae
Exons: 5
Coding region: 28-2337 (769 amino acids)
Cellular component (GO): cytosol
Molecular function (GO): mRNA binding
Source: RefSeq, a predicted model, not a curated record